UUUGAUUUGCACAAUAACCUUUCUUCGGUUAACACCCUAAUAAUUAACUUUCUUAUGAAGGCUUAGAUCAAGAGGUGGAAGGCACAAAAGACUUAAGUUGUGGAUUCCUCGCAGGGUGCCGCGGGCGGCCAGCCGCCUGUGGAACCAGUUAAGAUGAAGGGCCUUCUCAAGGGCCUGCGAUACAUCUCGCAAAUAUUCGACCCCAAGGAGCCGGAGAUCCAGAUCGGGGCGCCGACGGACGUGAAGCACGUCGCGCACAUCGGCUGGGACAACAACUCCGUCGCCAACCCCGCCUGGAUGAACGAGUUCAAGUCGCAGGCGGGAGCGUCGGGGAGCGGCGGGCCCGAGGGCGCGGGGGGGUCGGGGAGCGGCGAGGGGAAGCGGGAAGGGCGGCGGACGGUGAAGGCGGAGGCCUCGGCGGAGGGCGGAGAGGGGGAGGCGGCGGCGCCGAAGCCGCGGCGGAGGAAGCCCAAGACGUCCGGGGGCGGCUCGGGGUCGGGGAGCCGGUCCAAGCCGGGAUCGGGGGGAGCCGCGUCGGAGUCGUCCGCCGCGGAGGCGGAGGAGGGGUGAAGCGCGCCGCCUCGCCUCGCCGCGCCGCGCGCUGCUCGCUGGUACAUACGGGGAGAAGCCUUUUUUUUUUUUUUUUUUGAAUUUGAACUUGAUUUUCGUUGGGCCUCUGGAGGAGCACAGGAUUUUCGUUGGGCCUUUUUUUUACCUGUUUUUUUCUUUAUAUAAUGCUGCGUUGUUUGUUUUGAGCCGGUGUUUGGAACCGACUGCUUUUAGAAGAUGAUUUAUGGCGGUGUAAUGUGUGUGUGUAGAUGUGGAAAUGGGCCAUCUGUAAUGUGUGCUUAGCGUGUGUUAUCUCUACUCCUAAUGGACGACUUGGUGAAUAGUCCGCGCGGUUUAUUUUCGCUGGUUUAUUUUCAUCAUCCUCCCAUCUCUGUUUUAUUUUCGUCAUUCCUCCCACCUCCGUUAACUCGCUAUCCUUCUGCGAAAAAAACCGGUGCCAAAAAAAAACCAA
Molecule: messenger RNA, 1021 nt
Organism: Aegilops tauschii subsp. strangulata
Lineage: Eukaryota; Viridiplantae; Streptophyta; Magnoliopsida; Poales; Poaceae
Source: RefSeq, a predicted model, not a curated record